Messenger RNA from Boleophthalmus pectinirostris (great blue-spotted mudskipper), 2887 nucleotides. RefSeq names its product cyclin-dependent kinase inhibitor 2A/B (p15, inhibits CDK4) (gene cdkn2). The record is from RefSeq and is a predicted model, not a curated record. Bases 282 to 659 code for a protein of 125 amino acids. The transcript has 2 exons. Lineage: Eukaryota; Metazoa; Chordata; Actinopteri; Gobiiformes; Gobiidae. Gene Ontology annotation, biological process: regulation of cyclin-dependent protein serine/threonine kinase activity; negative regulation of cell population proliferation. Gene Ontology annotation, molecular function: protein kinase binding; cyclin-dependent protein serine/threonine kinase inhibitor activity. Gene Ontology annotation, cellular component: nucleus.
CCAUUCAAAAGAGACAAGCCUAGACAUACUCCACGCUCCUCAGCUCGACGGAUCCUCAGCUCUGUCAGCUCUGUCAGCUGGACAACAGGCGAUGCUCCGGCGGUGCGCGCAGGACGCAUGACCGGACACGAGGACCGAGCAGCGCUUUAGAAUAACGCGAACACGAAGCGCUCAAUGUCAUUUUCUGAACUCCUGACACCAAAGGGACAGUUUAAUUUGGGUUUUGUCGCCGCUGCCUGUUCUUGAAGAUCGCUGGGACGUUAUUUACAUCUCGCCUAAUUAUGAAUCUCGAGGAUGAUUUAACGACAGCAGCGGCCACAGGGAACACGGCGGCAGUGCAGUAUCUUCUGGAGAACACCGAGGUAAAGGUGAACGGGGAGAACCGCUUCGGAAGAACCGCGCUACAGGUGAUGAUGAUGGGCAGCCUCCCCGUUGCGCAGUUACUGCUGGAGUCUGGAGCAGAUCCAAACGUGCGGGACCGCAGCACCGGGGCCACGCCGCUGCAUGACGCAGCCAGGACAGGCUUUGCGGACACUGCGCGCCUUCUGGUCCAAUACCACGCAGACCCGAAUAUCAGAGACAACCAGAACUCUCGACCCAUCGAUGUGGCCAAACUCGGAGGCCACGCCGAAGUGAUCGCUUUCCUGGACACUUUAUGAACAUUAUGUGCCGCUGGUUUGGAGCGGGGAGAGGACUGAGGCCUGCAGGGCCCCCUUCAUAAUAAUAACGCAUAGCAAUUAUUUAUUAAUAACUGUCCGUAAUAACUGCAAAGGCAGUGGAAUGCCAGAAUGAAAGGAAAAAUGUUGCACACAUAUGCUGCUGGCAUUGGCCAUUUAGAGCACUUUAUUGCAGACUGCUUUGCACCCCCACGUGAAUACCAAAGUGAAGAAAAACAUUGUAAGUAAAUGUAAUGUGUAACACAACCCAAUUCAAAUUUAAUGAUAUCCACGUUUAAAAUAUGUUCAGUUUAAAAUAAGACAUAAGAAAUGUUGCGUCUGUGCCUCAAAAAACAUUGGAUAAAAGAAACAGUUAAAACCACCAAUAAGACUACGCACACACUGCAAGCUAGAUUUGUGUUUUAUUUUUAUGGAAUAAUAAACAAACAAAACAAAACAGAAAUGGGGACCAGCGUUGGAGGUAUAAAGUGGAUUGAGAGAUCACUUGUCUUAAUACAAAAUACUGGUUAUGGUGUUUUAACUGAAACUAAAUAACUGGAAAGUAAUUGAAAAAAGUGAAUGGGUUAUCUAAGGCAAAAAUCUAACGGAGUUUGUAAGAACAGUCCUUCAGACGCCGGCAACCAAAAACUAGUGAGCACUUUUCCAGGAGAAAUUGUCCAAGUUUUUACACACUCUUAAUGUUUUGGUAACAUAACUGCAGAUUGGGCCAUUGACUGGAAAAAAAAAAAAAACAGAAGAUUUUACAACACCACAUAAACUCACCUUUCAUGUUAAUAAUUAUGUGAAAUACUUACUUUUAAGGACACCAGAGUCUGUCCCCAGUCCAUUUGGCUGAUCUGUGGGAUGGCUGUGAGGAGGAUGCUGCUGGCCUUGUUUGCAUUUUCUUUCAUUGUCUUGAGCACAUUGUCGACACAGACCUAGGAGCAAAAUGAGAACGGAGUCAGUACUUUUCAUAUAUUGGGCAAUGACUAUCAGCCUUAAAUCUAAAAAAAAAAAGUAUUGCAUGAAAAAAGCUACUUAAAUAAAACAGUAAAAAAAAAAAAGUAAGUAGUACUUUAAGAGUAAAAAAAAAAAGUGAAGAUUUUUAGGUCUUCUGAGGCUUCAAAUUCAGCAAAAAUCUGUAAAAGCCUUUUCAGCAGGUCUCAAUUAAAAAAAAAAAAAAAAAAAAAAAACACUUUUCAGUUCUAUUCAAAAUUGUAGUGGAGUAGAAAGUACAGAUAUGCUUUCAAAUAUAGUGAAGUAAAAAAUAUACUUGUAACAUAAAGCACAGAUGUAUACUUUAUUUGUUUUAACUUAAGUACAGUACUUUACUACUUUUACUUUUUAAAGAAUAUGCAUACAUUUUGAAGUAGUAGUUGUAUUUUAUUUUUAUCAGCUAUGAAUUUAAAAGAUCACAAAUUUGCAGACAUUUUACAUAAAACUAUGACUGAAGGGGCUGAUGCUGAACAGUGUUGGGAAAUAACUGAACACAUGCCCUGAGGAUACGUAUUCGGAGUACUAAUUUUGUAUUUAACUGUAUUCCGAUACAAUUACUUUUCAUUUGGUGAUAUUCACAAUAUAAUUACUUUCCUAAACUCAAAGGAACACAUGGCGGUACACACAAUUUAAUCUUCAAACUGCACAAAAUUUGUGACAAAAAUAUAAAACUCGACUCUCGUGGUGAGGGCAUGUGUGUUAUUUCCUUCUCUAAUCAGUGAUAAAUAAAUGUAGAAGACAAAAAAUAUGAAGAGUUUUAUGCACAUUUGUUGCUGCUAGUGUUGUCAUGUCUUUGUUGUAUAUGUGCACUUUUAACAUAUUCAGCUUUUGUUCCAGUUUGUUGCAUGUUAUGAUCUGUUUAGCUUUUCUACACUGCAAAAAGUAGAGUUAAAAUGACUUAAAUUAAGACCAUUUUACUUUAUUUGGGUAGAUUCAACUUGACACAUUUCUCAUCUUAAGUGUAGCCAGAUGGAUUUUCAUAUUUUAAGUACAAAAAGUCUUGUUCCAUUGGUUGAAAAUUUUACUUGUCAAGUGAAAUGUACUCAAAUCAUGAUCAAACUUUCUUAAUUAAAGCAACCUUACCAGGGCUAGAUUUUAUUUUUUGCAGCGUGAAUAUGCUCUGUUUAAUCGAAGUACUGAAAGCAAUAAACUGUGUGUAUGAAAAAUUAGCACAAAUGUAGAGGCUUCACACAAUACAAAUACAUAAUCUGUUAAUAAAUAGAAGACUGAAAACA